Messenger RNA from Vidua macroura (Pin-tailed whydah), 4789 nucleotides. RefSeq names its product nitric oxide associated 1 (gene NOA1). The coding region runs from base 1 to 1872 and encodes 623 amino acids. The record is from RefSeq and is a predicted model, not a curated record. The transcript is spliced from 7 exons. Gene Ontology annotation, molecular function: GTP binding. NCBI's taxonomy places the organism in Eukaryota, Metazoa, Chordata, Aves, Passeriformes, Viduidae.
AUGCUCCGCCUGGGCCCCGCCCUCCUGGCCCGCUUGGCCCGCGCCCCGCUCCGCGCCCCGCUCCGGCCGUGCGGGGCGGCGGCGGCGGGCCAUGGCAAGGAGCAGGAGCGCUUCGUCUUCCUCGAGUACGAGCCGGAUCCGGCUGAGAGGGCGGCGGCGGCGCCGCGCCGGGAGCGGGAGCUGGAGCCGCGCCGGGAGCGGCGGGCGCGUAGCGCGGCGGCGGCAGUGCCGAGUCUGUCCGACCCGUCGUUGCCGCCGAGCGGCGUGAGCUGCUCGGGCUGCGGGGCCGAGCUGCAGUGCGGGGACGGCGGCGCGCCGGGCUUCGUGCCGACCGAGAGGUACCGCAGCCUCCUGUCCGAGGGCCCCGCGGGGCUGCGCGGCGCCGUGUGCCAGCGGUGCUGGGCGCUGGCGCACCACGGGAGCGCCCUGCGGCUGCGGCUGCCGCCCGAGGAGCACCGCCGCGUGGUGAGCGCGGCCCUGCGCCGCCCGCCGCGCCACGGCCGCGGGCCGCUGCUGCUCUACGUGCUUGACGUGAUGGAGCUGCCCGACCCGGUGCUGCCGCAGCUGCCGGCGCUGCUGGGCCCCGACGUGCCCGCCGCGGGCGUGCUGGUGGUGGGCAAUAAGGUGGACCUGCUGCCCGCAGACUGCCGCGGGCACCUGGGCCGGCUGCGGCAGCGGGUGGCGGCGGCCUGCGCCCGGGCCGGGCUGCGGGGAGCUGGGCUGGUGGACAUCCGCCUGGUGAGCGCCAAGACCGGCUACGGCAUGGAGGGGCUGGUCAGCCGGCUGCAACGCUCCUGGAAGUGCGCCGGUGAUGUCUACCUGCUGGGCGCCACCAACUCUGGCAAGUCCACGCUCUUCAACACCCUGCUGCGCUCCGACUACUGCAAGUCCCGCGCCCCCGACAUCAUCGACAGGGCAACCGUGUCCCCGUGGCCAGGAACAACACUGAACCUGUUGAAAUUUCCAAUUAUUAACCCUACAUGUGACAGAAUAUUCCGAAGGCAGGAGAGGCUAAAAGAAGAGGCAACAAAAACAGAAGAUCAACUAAGCAGUGAAGAAAAAAAGUACAUUAAUCAACUUAGAAAGCAAGGUUACCUAGUGGGAAGAGUUGGAAGAACAUUUCAACAGCAGAAGUCUAGUGCUGAGAUUGACUUCGACCCUGACAUGCUCUCUUACAGCAUGGAUGAAGAUCCUCGAGAUCCCCCUAAGAGGUUUGAGGAAAGAGAGGAGUUCACUUACAAUGAAGUGAAGGAUGCUCGGUGGUGUUUUGACACUCCAGGAAUUGUAAAGGAAGACUGUGUUUUGAAUCUCCUAACAGAGAAGGAAGUAAAACUGGUUUUGCCAUCACAUGCCAUUGUUCCACGGACCUUUAUUCUCAAGCCAGGAAUGGUCUUGUUUUUAGCAGCCUUGGGACGUAUAGACUACUUAGAGGGAGAAAAGCCCACCUGGUUUUCUGUCUUGGCUUCUAACCUGUUGCCAGUCCAUGUUACUACACUGAGUAAUGCAGACACCGUUUAUGAGAAGCAUGCAGCCCAAGAAUUCCUAAAGGUUCCCAUGGGUGGGGAAGAGAGAAUGAAAGAGUUCCCUCCACUUGUCCCUCAGGACAUUACACUGAAAGGAAUUGGUACCACUGAGGCAGUUGCAGAUAUCAAGCUUUCCUCUGCAGGCUGGGUGGCAGUGACAGCUCACACGGAAGAGGAAUUGCUGCUCCGAGCCUACACUCCCAAGGGCACUGCAUUGGUGGUGCGGGAGCCUCCCCUUCUGCCUUACAUCAGUACCAUCAGAGGGGCCCGGAUCCCAGGCACUCCUGCCUACAGGACCAAAAAGCCUCCUUCCUUUGUGGAAAACAUAAGGACCACUGGAAGCAGAUAGCGCUUCUCAUCAUCCGAGCAAGGCAGAAGACAGAAUAGCCCCUGGAGAACCUUGUGACUUACUGAUAUUCAGAAAACUUUGGACUCAUUUUGAAAGGCCAGCAGGCGCAUUUUGGAAAGCGGGGCUGGGGGGAGCUCCACAAGUCCACAUUUGAUCCGGUUGCUGAACUGCAGCCAUUAUGAACUGAGGGGCUGGGACCUUGCUGUGGGAGGGUAAAGAGCUUCUCCCUGAGAUCUGCAUUGAUGGGCAGAUCCCUUUACCUGUCCCUUUUGAAAUACAGGGUGGAACUCACCUGCCUGACCUGGUCUGACUUUGCUGCUCAUAGAGUAGGUGGUUUCUUGCAGGCAUGCUCCCUCUUGUCAGAAAUAGUUGCCUUGUUCUUAAGGUGUUUCCAUAGUUAGGAGGGUUGGAGGGAAUGCUCCAGUGUGUGUAUGACCCUCCUAGUGGCUGAUACUGAUUCAACAACAUCAACCAGAAGUCGUGUCCUUUCUCUCUCCUUCAGCAUCUGGAGCAGAUUAGGGUGUGCAGGAUCCUGCUUUUGGACACAGAAGUGAUUUAAUGAAAAGCAGGUCUGCUCAUAUGCCUGAAGAGGAAAGUUUUGCAAUUCACUGAUUUGGUUUCUGUAGCUUGGGUACAGGUUUUUGAAACCAAGAGUAUAGAAUAAAACUUCUCAAAGAUGAUCUUUUGUUGACCUAAUUGACAAAGAACUCUUUGUGUGGGCAUGAGCAUCUUGCUAAAUGCAUGAAAAUUCUAGUGCAAUAAUAAAAGUGCUCAAUCUGCCAAAGACAGGCAGACUGUGAGAGACACAUAAUCAGUCUGCUGAAAGAGGCAAAAAAAAAGUCUUCUAAUCUCCUUACCAUUUCACUGAUGUUUUCCUCAGUCAGUCCAUUGGUCCCCAGAGGUGGCUCUGCUGUCCUUGAGUCCUUGGUUGUUGUACUGAAGAAGCCUGGAUGAUCAGCAGAAAUCAUUGGCUCAUUCAGCAUCCUCUUCUCACCAUUGUUGCCUGUGGGAUGUAUUGGCAUUCCUUUAGUGAAACCUGUCCCUUUGCCCUGCUCUUUGUUUCCCCCCAUUUUCAGCCCAGACCCACCAUGUGGGUCUGUCUGCAGCCCCUGCUCAGGGCUGCUCUCUUCCCCUGUGUGAGGCUGCCAGGGCCUCCUGUGGAGUCACUUGCUGUGCUCUAGCACUCCCUUCACCUCUUCCUUGCCCUGCAUUGCUGCCUCCUUCGCUGCCCCCCCCACCAGGGGCUGGUGAGAUGGGGUGGGCCAGGCAGCGUCACGAUGGCUUUGAGAAGUGCUGGGUGCCAUGGGGUUUGAAAUUCAGCACUGUCUUGGGGGAGUUCCCUGUCCUUGCUGGUAGCUGCCCAGUUCUCCCUGUGUAGAAAAUCAGUUGUUCUUUAUGAAGGUCAAUCUGCUGACAGUGAAUCCAGGGAAUGUGGUUCACAUGUGUUCAGUUUGUGUCUAGAGUUCUUCCUGUACAUUAGACAAAAUUAUGUGCACUCUCACCUUGAUUUCUCAGAAAGUCUUUUCUAGUUCUUUCUAGAAGAAAAAAAACCUAUGGCAGCAUGUUCCCCACUGCUCAGGCUGUGGCUCACACAGUCUUCCUGUUUUCCUCUGUUUCUCUGUUGUGAAAGCCAGCACAUGUGUGGCCACUCCUAGGGUGUGCUUGGCAAGCAUCAGAGCACAGGCAGCAAGAUCCAGAAUGUGUUUUUCCAGCAUGGGUAUAUAGGAUUGUAGCUGUCUUCCUGGCUGGAUUUCUUUGUGCUGUUGGCAGGCCUUACUUUUGGCUGCAAAAAUUACUGAAGGAGUUGCCAGCAAGACUGGUGUGAGGGUUAUCUGUUUUAGCUGUACUAAUCUUCACAGUCCUGUGAUUUUCAAUUUCCCUUUCACAAAGGGAAAAAACACCAUCUUUUUAAUGUUUAAGAACAAGAUUCUAGAAGCUUUUUUUUUUUUUUUUGAGAUUCUUUUUAAAAUUACUUUUGUGAUGAUGGAAGAGAAAGUGCCAUAUUUUUCUCAACUGUUAUAACAAACACAGCAAAGCAACCCCUGUACAAAUUCUGCCCAUUCUUUUUGAGCAGGCCAUGGAUUUAUCAAGUACCUUCCUUGACUUGCUCAUAGCUAAAUGGGAGAACCAUGUUGCUUUGUGUAUUUCUUCAAGACUGGGUAUCCUGAACAUUUUUAAGCUGGCAAGAGGCUAAACAACUUCUUUUUGUGUGUAGAAACAUGUUGUUCAGCUUAUGUCUUAAGCAAGAAUACUGAGAAGAAUGCAAAAGAAUACUGAGACAGGGACCUUUGCAUCUUGAACAAAUGCCCCAAUCCAAACUCCUUCCAGGAUGAUUUGCAUCAAAUGGUGGUGAGAGAGAAAGAGUUUCAAGAUCUGCCAGAGCUGCCAACUUAAUAUCACAACCCAAAAGCAGGUGAAGGUAUUGAAAGAUAACAAAGUGACACCUAUUCCUUUUCAUCCUUGGCUGGUGUGACAGGUGUGUGGAUGAUGUACAUCAUGAGAAGGGGCUGGUAGACAGCACUUCCCCUCUGCACAUCAGGUGUGAAAGGCACUGUAGCUUUUGGAGGCAAAAGCCACUAUAAUGUUCUUGUGGGGGUGAUGCAAUUUUGCAGUUGCCUGAAUUCAGAGCUGUGCUUACAGGCCACAAAAAAAUUCAUCACUCUGUCCAGCUUCCAGCUUAAAAGUAGCUUUGGUACUGAUUUCCAUUGCUUAGCAUAAUAGUCAUGGGCUGCAGAGGUGAAUUCCCCUGGCUCUGCUUUUUGCUUUGUAAAGUUUUCACACAUUUGGUGGCUUUAGUUCUUUAGGAGCACUGCCUGGGGUGGUGUCACUCCAUUCCCAAUGUGAAACACACUGUAAUUUGCAUAUACUGUUCCUCAAACUUUUACAGAAGAAUAAAAGUUUGGAUUUGUUUCCAUCA